AUGGCGCCACAACAGCAAGAGCCCAUUGCCAUAGUCGGCAGCGCGUGUCGUUUCCCUGGUGGAGCGAACUCACCCUCAGCGCUGUGGAAACUUCUUGAAUCUCCACGAGAUCUUUGCCAAGAGGUUCCCAAAGAUCGAUUCGAUACAGCUAGGUUCUAUCACCCAGAUGGAAGUCACCACGGCACCGCCAAUGUCCGGCAAUCGUAUUUUCUUGAUGAAGACAUUAAGCUGUUUGAUGCCGCUUUUUUCAAUAUUAGUCCUAAUGAGGCUGAUUCAAUCGACCCUCAGCAACGGCUGCUACUGGAAACUGUGUAUGAAGCCCUUGAGAGAGGUGGCCAUACACUAGACUCUCUACGUGGGUCUGACACCGCUGUGUAUACGGGUACCAUGAGUGUCGACUACGCGGACACAGGCAUCCGUGACCUUGACACGAUUCCCAAAUAUUUUGCUACGACUUGUGGAACAAACCGAGCGAUUAUUUCAAAUAGAGUGAGCUAUGUGUUUGACUGGCACGGGCCAAGUAUGACCAUCGACACUGCCUGUUCGUCGAGUCUGAUUGCUGUGCACCAAGGUGUUACAGCGCUACGCACCGGCGAAUCUCGUGUGGCCGUAGCCUGUGGAACUCAGGCGAUACUUAACCCCGAGACUUUUAUUGUUGAGAGCAAGUUGAGCAUGCUUUCGCCUACUGGCCGCUCUCGCAUGUGGGACGCUGAUGCUGACGGCUAUGCCCGUGGCGAGGGUGUGGCUGCAGUUGUCUUGAAGAAGCUAUGCGACGCUAUUGCGGACGGAGACCACAUUGAAUCUAUUAUUCGUGAGACCGGCACAAACCAAGAUGGCCGUACUGGAGGCAUCACCAUGCCAAGUACAGAGGCGCAAGCAGCGCUUAUCCGUCAAACAUAUGCGAAAGCUGGGCUUGACCCGGACAACAAUCCUCUAGACCGCCCCCAAUUCUUCGAAGCGCAUGGAACUGGUACCAAAGCAGGAGACCCUCGAGAGGCCGCUGCAAUUUACCAAUCCUUCGGUCGUCAUUGCACUAAGGCUGACACGCCCCUAUACGUGGGAUCCGUGAAAACGGUCAUCGGCCACCUGGAGGGCUCCGCGGGUCUCGCUGGUCUCCUCAAGAGCUCUGCCAGUAUUCAGAACGGAUUGAUUGCACCGAACUUGCUGUUUAACCGUCUGAAUCCAGACAUUGAGCCCUUCUAUCACGGCUUGCAGAUUGCGACACAGCCUGUUCCGUGGCCGAAGCUACCCGAAGGCGUCCCUCGACGUGCGAGUGUUAACAGCUUCGGAUUUGGUGGCAGCAAUGCACAUGCUAUUCUCGAGCAGUAUAUGGGAGCUGAUGGAGAAACUGUAGCUUUUGUCAAGAGCAAACUGUUUACUCCAUUCGUCUUCUCCUCUGCAACUGAAGCUGGUUUGGUCGGAACUCUACAAGCAUAUUCAAAUCAUCUCAAAGCACACCCUGACAUUAACCCAUCUGAUUUGGCUUGGACGUUACAAAAGCGCAGAACUCAUUUCCAGUUCAAGGCAUCGUUUUCUGCGCAAACUAUUGACGAGCUGGUCUCAAAAAUUGACGCCAAGCUGUCCUUGGUGAAAGAAAAGCCUGGUUCAACCAUUGGUAUCAAAACUAACCCUGCCAGCCAAUACACAUCCCCAUGUAUUGUUGGUGUCUUCACUGGCCAAGGGGCACAGUGGCCAGCAAUGGGAGCUCAGUUGAUCCUUUCGUCUGACUUCGCUCGCAAGCGAAUAGAAUAUCUUGAGGAAUCCCUUGCUACCUUACCAUCUGGUGAUCGUCCUAAAUGGAGAAUAAGAGAUGAGAUGCUUGCAGACGCUAACACGUCGCGCAUCGGCGAGGCUGCUCUCUCGCAACCACUGUGCACUGCAAUCCAGAUUGUUCUUGUUGACCUUCUGAAGGCUGCUGGCAUUGGCUUUUCCGCUGUUGUCGGCCAUUCUUCAGGCGAGAUCGGUGCCGCGUACGCUGCUGGUUUUCUCUCAGCCCAUGAUGCCAUCCGUGUCGCGUACUACCGAGGGUUAUACGCAUACCUAGCUGGUAGUAGCAGCGACCAGAAAGGCGCUAUGUUGGCCGUGGGUACCUCAUGGGAGGAUGCAGAAGAACUCUGCAAUUUACGAGUCUUCAAGGGUCGACUAGCCAUUGCUGCCCACAAUUCGUCUGCCAGCGUCACCCUCUCAGGAGACGCUGACGCUAUUACCCACGCUAAGAGGAUCUUCGAUGAAGAGAAAAAGUUCGCCAGACUAUUAAAAGUAGAUACCGCAUAUCACUCUCAUCACAUGCUACCUUGUGGUGAUCCUUAUGUCGAGGCUCUGAGAGUAUGUGGCGUACAAGUUAAUAAGAACAGAGACAAAAAUGCUGCCACUUGGUUUUCCAGUGUAGUACCUAGCGAAAAGCCUAUGGAUGCUAUCGCUGAGCUACAAGGCACCUAUUGGAGGGACAAUAUGACCAAUGCCGUACUUUUUGCUGACGCUGUCAAAAACGCCAUGACUGCCAAUGAUGGAAUCAACAUGGCCAUCGAAGUCGGACCUCACCCAGCACUCAAGGGGCCGGCCGCGCAGAAUAUUGUAGAUGUGCGACCAAAUCCUCUUCCUUACACGGGUGUCUUGAGCCGUGGGCAAGAUGACCUCGGUGGGCAGGCAAUUGAUUUCCAGUCUUACGAGAAGGCUAUGACAUCUACAGUUCGCCAGCCAAAACUGGUCGUCAACCUACCAUCCUACCAGUGGAAUCAUACUAGAUCUUAUUGGAACGAGUCGCGCAAGUCUCGGAAGAUGCGCUCAACGAAGGUUCCCAAUUCUAAUGGCCACGACUUACGUUGGUCUAACGUGCUAAAAGGCCAGAUUGUCUUCCCCGCUGCCGGCUAUGUUGCGAUGGCCCUGGAAGCCUCACGAAGCCUAGCGGGAGAUAAGCCUGUCGAACUCUUCGAGCUCAACGACCUGACUUUACCUAGGGCGAUAGCGUUUCAAGAUGGAGACAUCUCCGGCGUUGAAACUCUCAGCAAGUUCACCACUGCCGACUUCUCCUGCUAUGCCCUGCAAGUCGUUAAUACCGGAUCAAAGGGAGAGCUAGAACUAGUGGCUUCAGGUACCGUUAAGAUCACUUACGGCGCCCCCAAUGUGAACGCACUGGCCUGUGCGCCUGUAGAAGAUUACAACAUGUAUCCUAUCGACAUUGAUUACUUCUACUCGUCUCUUUCCACACUGGGUUACGCGGCGAAGCGGAGGCUAGGUUAUCUUGUUGGACAGAUAGACUCCUAUGCCUACCCUAAUCCCGACGACUAUGUAUACUUGGCCUCUAUCUUGGCCUACUCCGCGCCUGGGGAUGAUCACCUUUGCAUCAGGAUUAACCCAGAGGUAUGCGCUAUGCAACCUACAACUGGGUCUCCAGUGCCAGUGUCUUCAGUGCUGAACAAUGCUUCGGAAUCCUUUUCUGGAUGUAUUGACCUAUUUAGUGAGGAUGGCCAACACGGCAUGAUUCAGGUUGAGGAUCUCAAUGAUCGUGUAAUGUACACCCACACUAAAAUCGACGUCGCGGCACCUGAUGGAGUUGCCGUUCUGAAAGACCUACACCCCUCUGAGCAUGAAAUCGAGGUUGCCAAUAUUGGAGAGAGGUUGUGUUACUAUUAUGUCCGCAAAUGGGACGCUGAGCUCACGGAUAAAGAUUGGCACGAUAGUCAGCCUCACUUCUUACAUCUUCGCAACUGGGUAAAUCAUAGAGAAUGCCCGCUCGCUGGUGACACGGAUAUCAAAAUGAUUACGGCCGUUGGCGAGAAUAUCCCUGCUGCCGUUCGGGAUAAUCUACUAGAUGAUUAUUACAAGUACUGUCUUGGUGCUCAAGAAUAUAACGGCUUCUUGGCAGGUAUGAUUCUUGAGAUCGGUGCUGGUACAGGGCACAGAAUGUCCCACUAUACGUACACUGAUAUCUCCUCCGGUUUCUUUGGUAACGCCGAAGAGGCAUUUAAAGAGUACAUCGACAAGAUGACAUUCAAGACUCUAGAUUCGUACGACAUUAUCAUCGCAUCCAAUGUUCUCCAUGCUACUCCAUCGCUCAAUACCACCUUGACCAAUACAAGACAGUUACUGAAGCCCGGUGGUUACCUCUUGCUCCUAGAGAUAACCAACCCAAACCCCCUUCGAACUUGCUUCAUCUUCGGUAGUCUGCCUGGUUGGUGGUUUGGAGUAGAUGAUAAUCGCAAACUGGUUCCAAUUGUCUCCCCGAAGGUGUGGAACGCCGAGCUCCGCAAAGCAGGUUUUGCAGGAAUCGAUGCUAUCACUCCCGACAUUAAUCCAGUGGCUUGGCCAGCAUCCAUUAUAGCUUCACAAGCUGUCGACGAUCGAGCGUCGACUUCGGUUUACAUUGACAGUCUUGUGAUCCUCGGAAAUGGAAAACUUGAGACUUCUCGUAUUGCCGAAGAGCUUUCAGACCAACUUCAACGCUUCUGCGGUGAGGUUACUAUCCUUGAGACCUUCCCUACUGAAGAGCAGGCGCUUGAGUUGGCUCCCAUGAGCACCUUUAUCAAUCUAAUUGACCUCGACUCCCCGAUCUUCAAGAGCAUCACAGAAGAAAAUAUGGAGGGCCUGAAGCGACUUGCCGAUCAGGCUAAGCACAUUCUGUGGGUUACCCAAGGUGCCUUAGUUGACCAACCAUACCACAUGGCAAGUGUUGCAUUCAGUCGUGUGUUACGUGCUGAGUCGGCUCAUCUAAGUCUGAACAACCUCGAUAUUUCGGAUUUAGAUAAUGAGAAUGUACCUAAAAUGAUCGCAGAGCAUCUCCUUCAGAUCUACGCUUUGGAUGAAUGGGAGGCCAGCCCAGCGGAGCUCAUGUGGUCAACAGAACGAGAGGCAUUUAUUGACAACGGCAAACUUAAAGUUCCCAGGCUGAUCAAGAAUGAUGGUCAGAAUGCCAGGCUGAAUUCUGCUCGACGCGUCGUCAGCAAGCAGGUGCCAGUCGCCAAGACAAAUAUUUCCAUUUCCCCUCCAUCCGCCAACUCGCCUGCUUCUUUGGUAGACGUUGGGCCAGUUGUGAAACGUCAAGCCCAACAUGAUAGCCUCAUCAAGGUCUCGAGCUCCAGCUUGAUGGCACUCAACAUUGUUGAUGAUGUGUACUUAUAUAUCGGCGUUAGCGCAGAUGGCUCAACCGUCCUUCUAUCAACAACCAACACCAAAGAACGUGCUGUAAUCGCGAGCGUAAAUACUCCUGUCGCUCAAGAGGAAGGACAAACAGACGACGGUCUGCUAGUAUCUGUGGCUAGUGAAUUGCUGGCGAGAAGCUUGAUAGAAAAGGUUUCCCCAGGAAGCAGCAUAGUCGCCCUCGGUUCUGGCAAGGACCGGUACCUCGCUGCCGCUCUGUCGCGACACGCUGCCUCUAAAGAUAUUCGCAUCACCUUCGCUUACAAUGCCGAUGCUUCUAGUGAUGCACAUGAUCUAGCAUGGACUAAGCUGAGCGCACGUGCUCCUCAACAUGUCAUUCGGAAAGCCCUUCAAGAUAUAGCUCCUACGCAUUUCUUUGACCUAACCUCAUUCUUGGCUGCCGAAUCUAGCCCUUUAAGCAUCCGGAUCGCGCAUUCGUUGCCUACGCAUUGCAGAAAGGUUGAACCGUCAGACUUACUACGAAGCCAGUCAUCAUUGAGCCGAUCUUACAAGACAGAGUCAUUAAAGACUCGGCUGGCAGAAGCUGUCUUAGAUGCAGCAUCGUAUACCAAUGGAUCAGUUGAAGAUUUGGUUAUUCAGCUUGAAGAAGUCGUGAAAUCUACUACGUUUAGCACAACAACUGCCAUUCACUGGCCCUCUGAUGGAACAGUCAAGGCUCUUAUUCGACCGCUAGACAGUAGGAGCAUGUUCUCGAAGGACAGGACAUAUCUUCUUGCUGGUGUGAGCUCGCGGCUUGGACAAUCACUUUGUGAGUUCAUGGUGCAGAAUGGAGCAGGUUGUGUUGUCCUUACCAGUCGCCGCCCUGCUGUUGAUGAAAAAUGGUUGGCAUCUUUCGAGGGAACAAAUGCAACAGUGAAAGUGCUCCCAAUGGAUGUUACCAGCCAAAAAAGUGUAGAGAAGUGCGUGCAAAUCAUCAGGGAAACCUGUCCACCAGUUGCGGGUGUUGCUCACGGAGCCAUGGUCCUUCACGACUCGAUAUUUGCAAGAAUGUCGGCAAGUAAGAUGCAGGAGAUCCUGUCUCCUAAGGUUGACGGCGCCAACAAUUUAGAGGACGCUUUCCGCGAUGACGAUCUGGAUUUCUUCGUCAUGUUUUCGUCUGUAUCAAGUGUUGUGGGUAACGCAGGUCAGUCCUUCUAUGCAGCAGGAAAUGGCUACCUCAACGGGAUGGUCCGACAGAGGCGUAAGCGGGGUCUAGCAGCGUCAACGUUUGAUAUCGGCCGUGUCGUCGGUAUUGGAUACAUUGAAACAGUAGGUCAAAUUGUUCGAGAUCAGCUCAUUGGCCUCGGUAUUCAAGCCAUCAGCGAGACGGAUCUGCGCCUGGCGUUUGCAGAAACCAUCCAAGCUGGGUGCCCAAGCCCUGAUGACGACAAAGAGCUUCCUGAUGCUGUCGUAACCAUGGGUAUUAGAUCCUUCCGCGAGGAUGAGGACGUCAAGGGUCCAUGGUUUACCAACCCUCUUUUCUCACAUUGCGUGAUCGAAAAGAAAGCCGUUGGUGCAGAUACUGGAGAUCGGAAUAACAAAACUACACUCCCUGUCGCCCAGCAACUUGCAAGUGCGGCCACAAAGGAAGAAGCACUCGAGGUCCUACUAGAUUGCUUCUCUACGAAACUGCGGAUCAUCAUCCAACUAGGUGAUCAGGCAAUCGAUAAAGACGCUCCUCUCGUCGACCUCGGUAUCGAUUCGCUAGUUGCUGUCGAAGUCCGUUCGUGGUUCCUAAAGGAACUAAAAGUUGAUAUUCCGGUUCUCAAGGUUGUCGGCGGGGCCUCCCCAGCCGAACUAUGUCAGAGCGCGUUCGAUAAACUUCCAGAAGAGCUCCUUGCCAGUAUUGGCACGCAGGCCGCUGAGCCCGCAAAGCCGACACAGACAGUCAAGAAACCCGCCUCAAAGGCCAAGACACCAGCCAAGGAAACUAUUUCUGAGGCAGGUUCAGAAUCUGAGGAUACUCAGGCUACCCCAGCAAGUGAAGUCUUCACCCCCGCCGAAGGGUCGUCAGGCCCUGUGUCAUCCGCUGCCUCCGAUAUAUCUGACGCAGUCGGCGGGCCCGUUUCCGAUUCCAAGGUCAGCGCUUCCUCUACUUCUCCUUCACCCGUACCUAUGCCAACCCCAAAUCCAGCACCGAAGCGCGCCCCACAACGAAUUGUGAAGACCGUGCCCAUAUCACUAGGCCAGUCUCGUUUUUGGACGCACAACGUAGCCUACUACUAUCACGUCACCGGAAAUCUACACAUCAGUGACUUAGAGAGGGCUGUUAGGCUUGUUGCUGCCGGACAUGAAUCUCUCCGAACGAUUUUUGUUGCAGAUGAAAACGACAUCUCACAGGCUAGCCAAAAGUGCAAAAAGAUCAACUCCGUGGAUGAUGUCACCACAGAGUACGGGAAAUUGAGGGCUGAAGAGUUGGAUAUGGGCAGUGGCGAGUUACUACGCCUAGUCCUCUUGACGUUGUCGCCUUCGUCUCAUUAUUUAUUAAUUCUCCAAGUUUUUAUUUCGGAUUUAGAAAAGGCCUAUAGCGGCCAAUCACUUGGACCGACGCCCCGCCAGUACCCAGAGUUCUCGGUGGCUCAGAGGCAAGCCUAUGAAAAAGGAGAGAUGAAUAAAGAACUUAAAUAUUGGCGCAGCGUUUACCCCUACGGCGAGCAGCCCCCAGUCCUCCCGCUGCUGCCAAUGGCCCGAACUAGCUCUAGGGUUCCUAUGAAGAAGUUCGACACCCAUCAGGUCGAGUUCAGGCUUGGGGAAGAACUUGCUAUGCGAGUGAGAUCGGUAUCAAAAGCGAACCGAUCCACACCAUUCCACUUCUAUCUUGCCGCCUUCAAGACCAUGUUGUUUAGAUUUACCGAAGCAGAGGAUUUGACAAUUGGCAUUGCGGACGCUGCUCGAAACGAUGGUAACCUGAUGGGUAGCAUUGGGUUCUUCCUAAACCUACUACCAUUGCGAUUCCGCCGCCGAGAUAAUCAAAAGUUUUCCGAUGCUAUUGUCGAGGCGCGCCAAACGUCCUAUGCGGCUCUUGAAACAUCACGCUUGCCAUUCGAUGUGCUCCUAUCCGAGUUGAAUGUUACGCGGAAUUCGUCUUAUAGCCCGUUCUUCCAAGCAUUUGUUGAUUACAGACAAGGUGCUCAAGAGAAGCAGACCUUUGGCAACACCCAGUUCGAAAUGAAGGAGGUGCACACGGGGAAGACAGCGUAUGACCUUACUAUUGAUGUGACAGAUCUCCCUACAGAUUCGGUCAUCAUGUUUCGAGCGCAGAAGAGCCUCUAUGAUCUGACGGCGGCAAAACUUCUAACUGUGGUAUUCACGCACUUCCUCGAUGUCUUGACUCGUGAUCCGUCACUUUCCCUUGAAGAUAUCCCGAAAUUCAGUGACAAAGAGCUGUCGCAGGCCGUCCAAAUCGGACGUGGCCGGAAAAUGGUCUCUGACUGGCCCGAAACGCUCCCACAUCGCAUAGACCAGGUUGCGCUAGAGAAUCCAGACAAAGUUGCCGUCAUGGACGGAUUUGGCAAGGAGCUCACGUACACUGAUUUAGUUAACCGCAUCGAGGCAAUCGCAGAGGCGCUACAGAACGUCGGAGCUGGCGCAGGCUCCCGGAUACUCGUAUUCCAGCAGGCAGCGGCUGACUGGCCAUGCUCUAUGCUAGCCAUUAUGCGCGUCGGUGCAACAUACGUGCCAUUAGAUCUCCGAAACCCAAUGCCGCGCCUAGCGGCGGUAGCAAAGGACUGUGAACCACUGGCUAUCCUGGCAGAUGCUACUACAAUUACUGACGCACCGCAGCUCGGCGUGGCCAACUCCGCCCUAAUAGAUGUAUCUACGCUUGGGGAGAGCGCCUCGGGGCCUGUUGAGAACCUGGCCAAGGCUGAUACGAUUGCCGCUAUUCUUUAUACGAGUGGUUCGACCGGUACUCCGAAGGGGAUUAUGGUCACACACUCAGGACUCCGAAACGAAAUUGAAGGCUAUACGAAAAUGUGGAAGCUGGGUGCAGAACGUGUACUACAGCAAAGCGCUUUCACAUUCAACCAUUCGUCCGACCAAAUGUACACAGGUCUCGUCAACGGUGGCAUGGUCUAUGUGGUUCCAUGGAGUAAACGCGGAAACCCACUCGAGAUUACCGAGAUCCUCCAACGGUACUCCAUCACAUAUACCAAGGCAACACCAUCAGAGUACCUGCUCUGGAUGCAGUACGGUGGUGAUAAUCUUCGACAGGCAACCCAAUGGCGAUUUGCUUUUGGCGGCGGCGAAAACCUAACGACAACUGUCACUCAAGAAUUCGCCGACCUUGGGUUACAGCGGCUACGAGUCUUCAACUCGUAUGGCCCAACUGAAAUCUCUAUUUCGUCGACGAAAAUGGAGAUACCCUACCGUGACAGAGAAGCCCUCGAAGCCUGGGGUCGUAUCCCCUGCGGUUAUCCCCUGCCUAAUUACCACAAAUACAUCGUGGAUGGGAAGAUGAACCCGAUGCCAGUGGGUAUGCCCGGAGAGCUGUGCAUAGGCGGUGCUAGUGUAUCCCGAGGCUACUUUAAAAAUAAGGACCUAACUGAAAAGUGUUUCCUGACGAAUCCUUUCGCAACACCAGAUGACAUCGCCAAUGGCUGGACCGGUCUAUAUAAGACGGGUGAUGUCUGCCACCUGAAUGAGAAGGGCGAAAUGGUAUUCCACAACCGCCUGGCUGGUGACAGUCAAGUCAAGAUCCGAGGCCUCCGUAUUGAGCUAAGCGAUAUAGAAAGCAACAUCGUCGCUGCGGCUGGAGGCGCACUGAAUGAAGCUGUCGUCACGCUCCGCGAAGGUGAUCCCGAGUUCCUGGUGGCGCACGUCGUGUUUGCACCCAACCAGGAGAUUGAUACCAAAGAGGCCUUCCUGGAGCGUCUUCUAAGAGACCUACCAGUUCCCCAGUACAUGGUGCCUGUUGUAGCAAUCCCGCUCGACAAGCUGCCUCUCACAAAUCACUCGAAGGUUGAUCGCAAAGCCAUACAGAAGAUGGCUCUACCCAAGCGAAUGAAAGAUACAUCCCAAGACUCAGAGCUUACUGAGACAAUGAUGCAGCUGAAGGGGCUAUGGCAAGAAGUUCUUGGAAAGAGCAUUGAGGCGCUUGGUUUUGAAAUUAGCCCGUCAACUAACUUCUUCCUUAUCGGUGGCAACUCCCUGUUGAUCAUCCGCCUGCAGCAACGUAUUCGCAAGACUUUCCGUAUCGCUAUGCCCCUAGUUGAGCUCCUAAGCGCCAACACGCUAGCACAAAUGGCACGCAAGAUCGAGGAGAGCUCGACUACGGAGCCGAUUGACUGGGAACAGGAGACAGCGCCGCCUACAAUCCCCAGUUUCCUUCGGACUGUUCCACCCGUCGAAGCUGGUGAGCGAAAAAGCAAGACCGUUUUAGUCACUGGGGGAACAGGCUACCUUUCCAGAUAUCUCCUUCCACAACUGGUUGCUAGGUCGGACGUCGAUAUGAUCCAUUGUGUAGCGGUAAGAGAAAAGCCAGGUCGAAUGCUGCAUCCAUUCAGCAAAGUCAAGUACCAUCAAGGCGAUCUCUCCUCCCCUCUUCUCGGCCUUUCGGAAGAUGAAUUCCGUGCGCUAGCAAGUCAAGCUGAUGUAAUUAUUCACAUGGGCGGCGCUCGGUCCUUCUGGGACAACUACAAUGUGCUCCGGUCUAGUAGUGUUCUCCCCACGAAAGAGGUGGUCAAACUGGCGGCGCCCCGACACGCAUCUAUUCACUAUAUUUCCACAGUUGGCGUCCUACCUCACGACAAGCCAGCGGUUGCUGCCUCGGCAGCCAGUCAAACCCCGCCUGCCGAUGGAACCGACGGCUACGUCGCGACGCGCUGGGCCAGCGAGCGUAUCCUUGAGCGAUCUCAAGAAACCCUCGGCGUCCCAUCCUUCAUCCAUCGCUUCCUUCCCGCGUCGCAACAGAAGCCUUCGCCGAAACAGGCGCUUGAUGAAUUUGCUAGGUGCGUCGAUGCGACAGGGCUGAUGCCUGAUACAAGCGGUUGGGGUGGCCGGCUCGAUAUGAUACCCGCCGCACAAGUCGCUCAGUGGCUGAGCACCUCGAUGCUUGAGGAGCAACGGGCGGAAUGCACAAAGUUCUUUCACUAUGAGAGUGAGAUUACUACCACUAUGCCCGAACUCAUUUACCCCUUGUCGAAAUAA
Xylaria bambusicola is the source of this 11283-nucleotide messenger RNA. RefSeq lists its product as uncharacterized. The coding region runs from base 1 to 11283 and encodes 3760 amino acids. Gene Ontology annotation, biological process: fatty acid biosynthetic process; secondary metabolite biosynthetic process. NCBI's taxonomy places the organism in Eukaryota, Fungi, Ascomycota, Sordariomycetes, Xylariales, Xylariaceae. The record is from RefSeq and is a predicted model, not a curated record. The transcript has 24 exons. Gene Ontology annotation, molecular function: phosphopantetheine binding; fatty acid synthase activity; 3-oxoacyl-[acyl-carrier-protein] synthase activity.